CCCAAAGGGGUGUUGCGCCGGGGCCUCCGGGGCCGAGGUGGGCCUGCUCACUGGAAGAUCGCACCGCAGCCAUGAGCAGUAGGGAUUUCUUCGCGUAUGGGCGCUCUGGCCACUGGACUCGGGGAUGCCCUAGAGGAGGAGCUGGAGGGCAAGGAGGUGGAGGCCAUGGCAGAGGUUCUCAAUGCAGUUCCACCACCCUAUCUUACACCUGUUACCGCUGCGGUGAGUUCGGUCAUCAUGCUAAGAACUGUGUCCUUCUCGGAAACAUCUGCUACAACUGUGGGAGAGGCGGCCACAUCGCCAAAGACUGUAAGGAACCUAAACGAGAGAGAGACCAACACUGUUAUACCUGCGGCAGACUAGGACAUCUGGCUUAUGAUUGUGAUCGUCAGAAAGAGCAGAAAUGCUACUCUUGCGGCAAACUUGGGCACAUUCAGAAAGACUGCGCCCAGGUCAAGUGCUACCGAUGCGGCGAAACUGGUCAUGUGGCCAUCAAUUGUAGCAAGGCGAGCCAGGUCAACUGCUACCGCUGUGGCGAAUCCGGACAUCUAGCCAGGGAAUGUCCCAGUGAGGCUACCGCUUAAAUUUUUCCCUUUGUCAUCUUCCCCCCUCCUUUUGCUGAUUGAUAAUUGUAUUAUUUUCUCUGAAAACUUCACUGACCAAAAGGUCGAUAGAUUGGGCUACUCUCAGGCAAGUGAGCUUUAAUUACCAUGUUAAAGGAGGAAAGAGCUAGGAAAAAAAAAACCAAAAACUCAAAAAAGUUAAUCAUUGCUAGAUGCCCCACAAUUAAUGUGCUGCUUCUGCCCCACAGGCAAAUCUAGUUAUUGAAUAGUCAUUCUGAGCACCAAUCA
Messenger RNA from Mandrillus leucophaeus (drill), 851 nucleotides. RefSeq names its product zinc finger, CCHC domain containing 13 (gene ZCCHC13). The record is from RefSeq and is a predicted model, not a curated record. Bases 72 to 584 code for a protein of 170 amino acids. Gene Ontology annotation, molecular function: nucleic acid binding; zinc ion binding. Lineage: Eukaryota; Metazoa; Chordata; Mammalia; Primates; Cercopithecidae. The transcript has a single exon.